Messenger RNA from Phycodurus eques (leafy seadragon), 1380 nucleotides. RefSeq names its product 6-phosphofructo-2-kinase/fructose-2,6-bisphosphatase-like. Gene Ontology annotation, biological process: fructose 2,6-bisphosphate metabolic process; fructose metabolic process. Gene Ontology annotation, cellular component: 6-phosphofructo-2-kinase/fructose-2,6-biphosphatase complex; cytosol. The transcript is spliced from 14 exons. The record is from RefSeq and is a predicted model, not a curated record. The coding region runs from base 1 to 1380 and encodes 459 amino acids. NCBI's taxonomy places the organism in Eukaryota, Metazoa, Chordata, Actinopteri, Syngnathiformes, Syngnathidae. Gene Ontology annotation, molecular function: 6-phosphofructo-2-kinase activity; ATP binding; fructose-2,6-bisphosphate 2-phosphatase activity.
AUGGAGCUUCCCCAGGUGGAACACGCGGUGAGACGCAGCAGGUGUGACAGCAGCACAGCAUCAGUGCCGCAGCUCUGCAACUCUCCUACACUCAUCGUCAUGGUGGGCCUGCCAGCCAGAGGGAAGACCUACAUCUCCAAAAAGCUCACCCGCUACCUGAACUGGAUCGGAGUUCCCACAAAAACGUUCAAUGUCGGCCAGUACCGGCGGCAGGCCGUCAAGAUCUAUGACAACUUUGAGUUCUUUAAACCCGACAACGAGGACGCCAUGAAGAUCCGCAAGGCCUGUGCGGCAGUCGCCCUCAGAGACGUCGCUACGUACUUUGCAAAUGAGGAAGGUCAAGUGGCGGUUUUUGAUGCCACUAACACCACCAGGGAGAGAAGGGCAGUCAUCCUCGGUUUUGCCAAAGAGAAAGGCUACAAGGUUUUCUUUGUGGAGUCAAUCUGUGAUGACCCAGAAAUAAUUGCAGAGAAUGUCAAGCAAGUGAAAUUUGGGAGUCCAGAUUACGUGAAUCGCAGCAUGGAGGAAGCCAUGGAAGACUUUCUGCAGCGCAUUGAGUGCUACAAGUCAAGCUACAUGCCGAUGGACGAUGAGAAAGACAGGAAGCUCUCCUACAUCAAAAUCUACGAAGUGGGUAAAAGGUACCUGGUGAAUUUUGUCCAGGACCACAUACAGAGCAGGAUCGUCUACUACCUAAUGAACAUCCACGUUGCGCCGAGGUCCAUCUACCUGAGCCGCCACGGGGAGAGCGAACUCAAUCUUCUUGGUCGAAUCGGCGGAGAUUCUUGUUUGUCCUCCAGAGGACAUGAAUAUGCUGCUGCUUUGAAGACCUUCAUCCAGAGUCAGAAAAUCCAUGACCUGAAGGUGUGGACCAGCCACAUGAAGAGAACCAUCCAGACUGCACACACUCUGGGUGUCCAGCAUGAGCAGUGGAAAGCUCUCAAUGAGAUAGACGCAGGCGUAUGUGAGGAGUUAAGUUAUGAGGAGAUACAGGAGCAUUUCCCCGAAGAGUUUGCGCUGAGGGACCAGGACAAAUUCCGUUACCGUUACCCCAAGGGUGAGUCCUAUGAAGACCUGGUCCAUCGUUUGGAGCCUGUCAUCAUGGAGCUGGAGAGGCAGGAGAAUGUUCUGGUCAUCUGCCACCAAGCUGUCAUGCGCUGCCUCUUGGCCUACUUCCUGGACAAACCUGCAGACGAGCUCCCCUAUCUGAGAUGCCCUCUCCACACCGUGCUCAAACUCACACCAAUAGCCUACGGCUGCAAAGUGGAGCCAUUUUACCUCAAUAUCGAGGCAGUCAACACACACAGAGAGAAGCCUACGAACGUGGACGUCAGCAGAAACCCAGAGGAAGCUCUGCAGACGGCUCCCGAUCACAUUUAA